Molecule: messenger RNA, 426 nt
Organism: Penicillium maclennaniae
Lineage: Eukaryota; Fungi; Ascomycota; Eurotiomycetes; Eurotiales; Aspergillaceae
Gene: skpA
Product: SCF ubiquitin ligase subunit skpA
Exons: 3
Coding region: 1-426 (141 amino acids)
Biological process (GO): mitotic cell cycle; SCF-dependent proteasomal ubiquitin-dependent protein catabolic process
Cellular component (GO): cytoplasm; nucleus
Molecular function (GO): cullin family protein binding
Source: RefSeq, a predicted model, not a curated record
AUGUCUGCUCCUAUUACCCUCACCAGCUCCGAUGGAGUCGAAAUCACCGUCGAGCGCGCGGUUGCUGAGCGCUCCAUUCUGAUCAAGAACAUGCUCGAGGAUCUUGGUGACUCCGGCGAGGCCAUCCCUAUUCCUAACGCACUUCAUGCAGGUGGACCAGGAGAUGCUCUUCGAGAUCAUUCUCGUGAGUCCCCUCGCCUUGGACCUCGCAUACUGAAAACGGAACAAAGACUGACUCUUUGCCUCUUACAGGCUGCGAACUACCUCGAUAUUAAGGCUCUUUUGGACGUCGGCUGUAAGACCGUCGCCAACAUGAUCAAGGGAAAGUCGCCCGAGGAAAUUCGGAAGACCUUCAACAUUCAAAAUGACUUCACCCCCGAGGAGGAGGACCAAAUUCGUCGCGAGAACGAGUGGGCCGAGGAGUAA